This is a messenger RNA of Paramecium primaurelia, 478 nucleotides long. NCBI's taxonomy places the organism in Eukaryota, Ciliophora, Oligohymenophorea, Peniculida, Parameciidae. The record is from the annotation of a GenBank genome assembly.
AUGGAAUAACAAGCUAUUUGUUAUAAAUUGUGUUAAUAAAUUGAUUUAACAUAUAAAUCAAGAUUUUCAUAAGAUCAAUUAAUCGAAAAAAGAAUAAAACUGAAUUUAUAAUUUCAAGUUCAAUUUAAACAAAGUGAAUUAACAGAUAAUAUCAAUCAAAUGGUGACUUAAGAUUAAAUACUCAUGAUCAAAGGGAGGGAGGAUAUUGUAAGUAUUAAUUUUUUAAUGCUAAAAACUUAAAGAUAUAUAGAAAGGCCCUAAUCAUAAAAAUAGAUAAGGGCAACUAUGUAAAUGGAAUCUUAUUAAAUAUUUAUACUACCAAGAAGAAUAAUUACUGUACUGGGAUUGUUUAAGAUAUAAUAAAGACAACAGGAUUACUAAAAUUGCACAAAUUUAAGUAAAAGUAAGCAUAUUAAAUUAUUUAGAAAUAUUAAAGUAUUUGUAGAAAAAGGAGCAAUAUUUUUAUCAAAAUUUCUGA